UCUGCGUUCUGUAGAAUUUGUACUGUGUUGGGAAAGUCAGAAUAUGAUAUCUACGAAACAGAGCACGAGGGUGGCGUAACAAUGAGCCUGCAUAUGAUGCUGGUUGAGUUGUUUCCCUCUGUUUUCAAUGAGGAGCAGAUAAAACGAGACGAAUGCUUAAAAUGGCCAAAUAGCAUAUGCGUGGAAUGUAAAAGAAAAGUGUUGGGUGCAUAUUCAUUGUACGAUUUGUGUAUAAAUAGUGAAAUACAGUUGAAGAAAUAUGUUCCUCAUACAGAAGUUGACGUCGGAGAUGUCCUUGUUAAAUCAGAACAUGCAGACGAGACUGAUCCCAUGUUGGUGUCAAACACAUGCCAAGAAAUUACAAAACCAUUAGAAACGAACACCAAAAAGCGUGGGAGGCCUGUACGAAUAUCAAAUAAAUCACUUUCAGCAAAGCAAUCUGAGGAUUCCACAGAAGGCGGUGCAGUGACGAUCGCGGAUCAACUUUGUACAACAUCUGAUCAUUUUGAAAAUAACUCUGGUACGAAAGACGAGGAAACAACCUUCGAAAUAACUAAAAACACGAGAAAUGUACGGAAAUCUCGAUUAAGAACAAAAACAACAAGUAGUACUGAAAGAAAGAGCUCAUUAAAUAAACGCCCAAAGGAAUCAGGAAUUGGAAAUGAGCAAGAGAAAAAAGAAAAUCGGACUAAACGUCGUUCAAAUGAUUUAAAAGAGAAAAAAGAAAAAAAGAUAAAACAUUCGUCAGAAAAGGUUCCAGAACAUGAUGAAAAUGAUACCGAAGAAUUAGAAACCAAGGUAGAUCUGUACCGCUGCAUACUUUGCGAUGGUCCGGUAUAUACGUCACCGAAAGAGCUGACUGAACACUUGAAAGCGAUGCAUCCUCAACAGAUUCGUUCAUGUGACAAGUGCCCUAAGGUGUUCGUUAGCGAACAAGUGUUCCAGCAUCAUCAAUAUUGCCACGCUACAGGACGAUCAUUUUUCUGCUUAUUUUGUGACAAGGGAUUCCAGAAUCAACAGUUGCUGAAUAGUCAUAUACGCACCCACACUCACGGAACGGGUUUCCUAUGCUCUUAUUGUGGACAGGAAUUUAGCAACAGAAGCAAUCUACGACAGCAUUUGUUGCGCCACACUGGAGACAAACCGUGGGCAUGCACCCAAUGCCCGAGUCGUUUCAGUAUGAAAAGCUAUUUAGUAAGGCAUCAGCAUACCCACACAAAAAUUAAACAAUUUAGCUGUGACACGUGUGGGUCUCAAUUUAAUCGGCAUUAUUCCCUUGUAAAACAUCAACUUAUUCAUACAGGAGAAAGACAUUUUGCGUGUGAAGUUUGCAGCGUGAGGUAAUCUUAUUGUUGCAUAUACUAUUUUCUCGGGUUUUACCUUACCUCUGGUUCAAAUUUUUAUUUACUUUUUACAGGUUUACUUCUAGCCAUCACGUGAAGCGUCAUAUGCUGACGCAUACGGGAG
Molecule: messenger RNA, 1467 nt
Organism: Anopheles nili
Lineage: Eukaryota; Metazoa; Arthropoda; Insecta; Diptera; Culicidae
Product: zinc finger protein 37 homolog
Exons: 3
Coding region: 82-1344 (420 amino acids)
Source: RefSeq, a predicted model, not a curated record